This is a messenger RNA of Arabis nemorensis, 714 nucleotides long. NCBI's taxonomy places the organism in Eukaryota, Viridiplantae, Streptophyta, Magnoliopsida, Brassicales, Brassicaceae. The record is from the annotation of a GenBank genome assembly.
AUGGCUUCCUCGUACGCACCAUUCUCUGUAGUGUUCAAUGGUUUCGCUGCAACCAAACCUAAAAACCCACCUCCAAAUUCGUCGUCUUUUCUCUUCCCUUCGUUGAAAUUAUCCAGAGGAACAUCAAAUUCUGGGAAUAUGAGAAAUGGGGUUUCUUUGAAAUCUUGGGAUAAUCAUGGGUUUCUAUUUAGAUAUAGAAAUUUCAGUGUCUAUGCAAGAGCUGCUUCAGAGAAAACUGUUCACGAUUUCACUGUAAAGGACAUAAAUGGGAAGGAUGUUUCUCUAAGCAAAUUCAAAGGAAAACCUCUUUUGAUCGUUAACGUUGCUUCAAAAUGUGGUUUGACAACAACAAAUUACUCAGAGCUUUCACAUCUGUAUGAUAAAUACAAGGACCAAGGAUUUGAGAUUCUUGCUUUCCCUUGCAAUCAAUUUGGAGGUCAAGAACCUGAAUCAAAUCCUGAUAUCAAACGAUUCGUGUGUACCCGAUUCAAAGCCGAGUUCCCUAUAUUUGAUAAGGUUGAGGUCAAUGGACCAAGCACAGCUCCAAUCUACAAGUUCUUGAAAUCAGAGUCUGGUGGAUUCUUUGGUGAUUUCAUCAAAUGGAACUUUGAGAAAUUCUUGGUUGAUAAAAAGGGCAAAGUCGUCGAGAGGUACCCUCCCACGACUUCGCCUUUCCAAAUCGAGAAGGACAUCCUGAAGUUGCUUGCAGCUUAA